UCCGUGAGGAUUUCCAAUGCUUCCAUUGUUAGGGCUGAAUUUUAUUGCACCAAAUUGAGGUCUCUUCAAAACCCUAGAACGCAGAGGGAGUCUCAAGGGGAACUUGUAGUGGUCCUAAUCUGCAAUUCCAGUGUGUACACGCGCAAUUCAGAGAAAUUGUUGAAAUGCGGUAUCGGGUAUGGGGGAGGGUAAUCAGCAUCUUAAUGUUACUAUUCAAUCAUCCUUUAUGAUGCUGAAAAUGUUUCCUUCCAAUGCUGGAGUUUGAAUAUUCUCGACCAUUUACAUGAAAUUCCUUUGUUAUGGAUCUGAUUCUUGUCUUAAACGUAUGGAAGAGGGACAUCUCUAGCUCUCUAGGCAGGAAUGCAUGGAUGCAAUUCAGCAUCUGUUUUUAUAGUCAAUGCUGAGGUUGAUUCGAUGGGAGGAGUUGUUGAAGACGGAGUCACCGGGACAAAAACUUCUCCACGACGUGCGGCAAUUGAGAAGGUUCAGGCAGAGCUCAGGCAGGAGUAUGAUGUUCGAGAGGAAAGGAGAAGGGAGUUGGAAUUUCUUGAGAAAGGUGGAAACCCUUUAGAUUUCAACUUUGGGAAAGCUACUUCUGUUAGUGUCCAGUCUACUUCGCCAACUGAUCAACCUGCUGAACUCAUCGUGACUAGUGAAGCAAAAGGUAGUUUCCCGUUUACCGCUUCACCUCAUGGAGAUUCAGUUGAAAGCAGUGGCAGGCCUGGAGCUCAUUCUGCUUGUGAACCCAAUAGUGCUGAUAAUCUUAUGUUAUUUGAUGGUGAUAAUGAUUCUGUGGAUGGUGAUAGGAGCUCUGCACACCCUAAUAGGACUAGCAUUGCUCCUUCCGAGCAUUCAUCCCAGCAGGGUGGAAGUCAUAAUGCUAAAGAAUUGGGUGAUUCUGCUACUUUUAGUUUCCCAAAGAAAGCAUAUAAACGGCGUUUUAGACCAAGCCGUGAUGGUGUUCGCCCAAGCUCAACUGAUGCAGUUUUUGGUCGUAGUCCUCAUGGAUCUUCUCUAUCUUCCCAGCAUGCAUCCAAGGAGACUAAGGGAUUGGUCUCUGAAGAAAAGAAAGUUAAGGAACAGAAAGUUACUUUAAAUUCUGAUUCAAAAACUCUCAGUCCUAAUGGUGUUCCAGUGAGUAAGACUGUACCAUCUGAAGGUCAGUUGGAUGUGGAGGUGGGCUCUGGAAAUGGUGUGGAGUCUGCUACAAACCUAAUUAAAAAUGAUCUACCCGCUAACAUUGUCAGCUCUAAUACCUCAAAAGAUAUUCAGAGGGAUCAACAUGAUCACAAAUCUGCUGUUGAUAGUAAUAAAUCUCUUGUGGUCCCUCUUGGAGAUACUAUAAACAAGGGAAAAGAAGAGGUAGUCCCUGUGACUGAAGUGAAGAAUCAAUCUGGUACUGGUCAAGUUAAUGGUUUUGACAGCACCGCUAGAGAUGACAAUCUACUAGCAAGUGAUGGUCAAAACAACAGUGCUGCACCAGCUACAAAGCUUUUAGAUUCAGAGUCGUCUUGCGCCCAAGCUAGUUUUAGCAUAGACAGGAACAAUGUUAGUGAAAUGUGUACGGACACUAAGAUUGUUGGUUCUAAUGGUAAUUUUACGGAACAGACCACUUUGAUACCACCAAAACCAAAUGUGGAAGGAGAGUUAAUUGUUGAAGAAAAGAAAGAGACUAAAGUUGAUGAUAGGAGUACUUUGACAGAGAAUGAAUGUAACUUGACUCAGCAAAGCCAAAAGGACAAUGGGUUUGUUCUGAAAGCCCAGGAAGAAAUUAAUGACGGUGGAUCUGCCAUACAAGAUAACUCAGCGGAUCCAAACCAAAGUGAACCGAAGCAUCAAAUUGUUGAAAGCAUGGAAAUUGAUGACUGCAACAGAGUUUGUUCAGGAACAGAAACGAAUGCUGUUCCUCCCGCUGACAACUUGGAUCCUUCAAGUGCAAAUAUUUGCAAUCUUAGGCCUGAGUGCACUGAUUCCUCUGUGCUAAGCCUACCAAAGACUGCAUCACCUGAUAGUGUGCCAAUUACUGCCACAGAUGGUCAUAAAUCUUCGGAUAUGAACUCUGAGGCAAACAAGAUUGAUGAGGACACUAUUUUGGAGGAAGCAAGAAUUAUAGAGGCAAAACGUAAGAAGAUUGCUGAAUUAUCCAUGGCAAACUUGUCGACCAGGAAUCAUCGGAGAUCUCAUUGGGAUUCUGUACUUGAGGAGAUGUCAUGGUUGGCCAAUGAUUUUGCUCAGGAGCGCAUUUGGAAGCUCACUGCUGCUGCAAAAAUGUGCCAUCUAGUUACGUCUACAACUCGGUUCAGAUUCCUUGAACAGACUAAUUGUCGGGAGCAUAAGAAAGUAGCCCACAUCUUAGCCAAUGCUGUCAUGGAGUUCUGGCUUUCUGUCGAGGAGAAAAGGGAACUGCAGGAGCUGCAAUAUUCAAGAAAAGAUGGUUCUUUUGCUCUUCGAGAAUAUGCAGUGAGAUUUUUGAAGCAUAACACUGUUGAUGUUCUCUAUACUCCCGCGGAAGCUCCAAAGACUCCUGACAGGAUUUCAGACUUGGGAAUUUCAGGGAUGUCGUGGGAGGAUCAUUUAACUGAGGAGAAUCUGUUCUACACAGUUCUACCUGGUGCUGCAGAAUCGUACAGAAGAUCUAUUGAAUCUCGUACUGCAAAAUAUGAGAAAACCGGCAGUAGUGUACAAGAGGAAGUGGAGACAUCGGCGUGUGAAGUUGUACCAGAUUUUGGAUAUCAGGAUCAUGUAUAUGAAGAGGAUGAAGACGAGACAAGCACGUACGAUACAUCAGUAGCCUUUGACGGUAGCAGAUCUUCAAGGUUUUCGCAUAAGAAAUGGAAGAACUCACCAAAGGCGUACAAUUCAAGAUCAUAUGAAGUUGUUGCUGAAUCACCAUUUAUGCAAUGCAUGGAAAAUAGGGCUGGGAUCCAACAACAUGUUCAAUUGGGAAAACGUCCUGCUAGCAGUCUUCAUGUGUCAUUUCCAACAAAGCGCACGCGGACUAAUAUCAGGCCCAGAGUUAUAAGUCCCUUUGGGCCUGGACCAUCUGGAUCUGUCCAGAUCACACCUAAGACUGAUGCAUCAAGUGGUGAUACCAACUCAUUUCAGGAUGAUCAGAGCACCAUGCAUGGUGGAUCAAACAUUCCAAAUAACUUGGAAGUUGAGUCAAUGGGGGACUUUGAAAAGCAAUUACCAUUUGACUCAGUGGAAAUCUCGACGAAAAAUAAAAAGAAGAAGAAACCGAAGCAUCUGGGUUCUGGGUAUGAGCAUGGAUGGCAAGUUGACACCAAUUUUCAGCGGGAUCAGAGGGAUUACUCCAAGAAGAGAUCAGAUGGUCAUCAGUUGGAAUCAAAUGGUAGCAGUGGUAUGUAUGGACAACAUAUUGCUAAAAAACCAAAGACCAUGAGGCAAUCACUUGAUAAUUCUUAUGAGAGUGGUGCUCCAGUUGGUGGGUCUGCGCCUUCUCCAGUGGCCUCCCAGAUCAGUAACCAGAAUAAGAUAAUGAAAAUGCUUACUACUCGUGGUAGGAAAAACAAAGGUUCAAAGAUGCCUGCUGGUGAGAUGGGUUCUGGAAGUCCAUGGACUCUAUUUGAAGAACAGGCCCUCGUUGUUCUUGUGCAUGAUUUGGGUCCUAACUGGGAGCUCGUUAGUGAUGCUAUAAACAGUACAUUGCAGUUUAAGUGCAUAUUCCGCAAUCCUAAAGAAUGCAAGGAGCGCCAUAAGAUCUUGAUGGACAGGACUGUUGAUGGGGCUGACAGCACUGAAGAUUCAGGAUCCUCUCAACCUUAUAAUUCUACUCUUCCUGGCAUUCCUAAGGGACAGGCUCGACAAUUAUUUCAGCGUUUGCAAGGGCCAAUGGAAGAGGAUACCCUUAGAUGUCACUUUGAUAAGAUCAUCAUGCUUGGACAGAAACUCCAUAGUCGAAGGAAACAGAAUGAUAUGCAGGAUCCAAAGCAGCUCCAGCCACCUCAUAAUUCUCAUAUGUUUGCUCUUAACCAGUAUAUUCCAAAUUAUUUGAAUGGAGGACCCCCUCUCACACCUCUGGAUCUCUGUGAUGCUACUGCACCUAGUAAUGACAUGCUUACUCUGGGGUAUCAAGGCCAGCCUGGUGGGAUGCAUUUGUCACCUCAGACUCCAAUGACUCCUAUGCUUAAUGGAUCUGGUGUAAAUUCAUCUGCUGCUGGGUCCUCCAACAUGGUUGUUGGCAACAACUUCUCGUCCUCGCCAAAUCAAGUCAAUACUUCUGUCAGGGAUGCAAGGUACGUUGUUCCCAGGUCGGCAUCUUUGUCAAAUGAAGAACAGCAAAGAAUGCAGCAGUAUGGCCAGUUGUUGCCUGGUAGAAACCUUCCGCAGUCAAACUCACCAUCCUCUGGUGGUCUUCCUGGAAAUGACCGUGGAGUUCGUAUGCUACCUGGUGGAAAUGGCAUGGGCAUCGCAAGUGGUAUCAAUCGAAACUCACCGGUUGCAAGGCCUGGUUUUCAGGGGAUUGCUUCAUCUUCCAUGCUCAAUUCUGGGAGUAUGAUAUCCCCGGGUAUGGUUGCUAUUCAGAGUCCUGUGAACAUGCACCCUGGAGUAGGUUCUGGACAAGGGAAUACGAUCAGACCCCGUGAUGCUUUACAUCUAAUGCGGCCGAACCAGAAUUCGGACCCUCAACGACAAAUGCAAGGACCUGAGCUCCAGAUUCAAGCAUCACAAGGAAGCAACCCUGGAAUUGCACCUUAUGGUGCGAUAGGCUCCUCAUUCCCGAACCAGGCAGGGUCUCCGCCUGUUGCUUCAUACCAACUUCAUAAUCAGCAGUCACAUGGGAUGGCUCAACAGCAGCCCCAUGUUCAUCAUCCCAAUCUUCAAGGAACAAAUCAUGUCUCAAGUCCACAACAUCAAGCAUAUGCCACCGCGCGCCUGGUCAAAGAAAGACAGCUGCAGCAACAGCGUAUUAUGCAACAGCACCAGCAGCAGUUUUCAUCAUCAAACUCCAUGAUGCCUCAUGUACAGCCCCCAUCCCAACUUCCCAUUUCAUCUCCACAGAGUAGUUCGCAAGUUCAACCUCAAACAUCUCCAGCUGCAUCUCUCUCACCCCUGACAUCUGCCUCUCCUGUGGCGUCACAGCAGCAGCAGAAGCAUCAAGGACCACCGCAUGGGCAUGCCCGGAAUGCCCAAUCUUCAGGAAGCGGUCCUACCAAUUCAUUGACUAAGCCUAGGCAACGUCAGUCUCAGCAGCCACAGCAGCAGUUUCAGCAAUCUGGACGACACCAUCCUCAGCCACGACAACAAUUGCAUCCUCAACAGCAGGCUAAAAUUAUGAAAAGUGUGGGUAGAGGGAACGUGAUGAUGCAUCAAAAUAUUCCAAUUGAUCCAUCACUGCUAAAUGGCCUUUCAACAAAUCCUGCAAACCAAACUGUUGAGAAAGGGGAACAGCCAAUGCAUUUAUUGCAUGGUCAGGGGCUAUAUUCUGGGACAGCAAUGAACCCUGUCCAAACUGGGAAGCAGCCAGUGCCUCAUUCCUCAAGCCAGUCCCAGCCUCAGCACAAGAUUCUCAGCCAAGUGCCCCCGUUGGCUAAACAUCUCCAGCAAAUGCCUUCUCAUUCUGAUACUCCUGGUCAAGAUCAUAUUUCCCCGGUUGCUUCCAGUCCUGUUUCCACUGGUCAUCAGUCAGUUCAACCUCUCAUCAUGCCUUCUUCAAAUCAUCAGCCCACGCAAGUGCAGACAAAUCAGAAGUUGGGGAAUCUGAACCAGUCAUCUGUUCAGAGAGUGUCCCAGCAAAAUCGACACAUGAAUUCCGACCUAUCUAGCAAGCUGCAGGGAGGGGAAACUCAAUCAAGCCAGAAUUCUACAUCUAAUUCAUCUCAAAUAGGUGCUAUGGCAACAACACCAAAAACCUCUAAUGAUGCAACUAAUGGGAUGCAGGUGCUCUCUCCUGCUAGUGGUCCUCAGUGGAGAGCUUCAGACCCAUUGUACGAUUCUGGCACCUCAAGCCCGGUGACAACUUUCAGUCCUGUAGGGACCUCACCCACGAUAUCUUCUGGCAGUGAGCCUUUGUCUCAAUCAGGACAAAAGGGGCUAGGGUCGAGGCAGUCCUCAGGGAACUUCCCUCCCGUUGGAAUGGAAGUCGGUGCGCAGUGGCAACAGUCAUCGCAGGUGCAACAAUCCCCAUCACCUGUCUCCCAGCAGCAGCUGCUGCCAUCACAUCAGCAGAUGCAAUUGCCAUCCCAACAGAACUCUCAACAGCAGGGGCAGCUUGGGGGAAAUGGCAGCAAUUUGUUUGUUAGAUCCUCUGACUCUAGAUUGGAAUGA
This is a messenger RNA of Oldenlandia corymbosa var. corymbosa, 6288 nucleotides long. The record is from the annotation of a GenBank genome assembly. NCBI's taxonomy places the organism in Eukaryota, Viridiplantae, Streptophyta, Magnoliopsida, Gentianales, Rubiaceae.